This is a messenger RNA of Ostreobium quekettii, 1287 nucleotides long. The record is from the annotation of a GenBank genome assembly. NCBI's taxonomy places the organism in Eukaryota, Viridiplantae, Chlorophyta, Ulvophyceae, Bryopsidales, Ostreobiaceae.
AUGCGCUUGCGGUGCCACAGCCCCGCCCGGCCGCUCCCGCCUGCCUCCCACCUGGUCCGCGGCAUGUCGUUCUCCUCCGCGUCGGUCUUGGGUCUGGGCGGUGCCGCCGGGCUGCUGUCGGCGCGAUCGGGCGCGACCCCCGCGGCCCCGCGGCGCUUGGCGGGCCCCAAUGUCCGCGCCAAGGCCGCCGAGAGCGACGGGUUCGAGCUGAUGCGCAAGGGCGUCAAGAAGGCCGGCAGCGAGACCAUCUUGACGCCGCGCUUCUACACGACGGACUUCGACGAGAUGGAGGAGAUGUUCAGUCCCGAGAAGAACCCGCAGCUGAACACGGCGGAGUUCGAGGCGCUGCUGAGGGAGUUCCGCACAGACUACAACCAGCGGCACUUCGUGCGCAACGAGACGUUCAAGAAGGCGGCGGAGAACAUCACGGGCCCCACGCGCAAGAUUUUCGUGGAGUUCCUGGAGAGGUCCUGCACCGCGGAGUUCUCGGGGUUCUUGCUGUACAAGGAGCUCGGCAGGCGCCUGAAGAAGACCAACCCCGUGGUGGCGGAGAUCUUCACGCUGAUGUCGCGCGACGAGGCGCGCCACGCGGGAUUCCUCAACAAGGCGAUGUCCGACUUCAACCUGGCGCUGGACCUGGGCUUCCUCACCAAGAACAGGCAGUACACGUUCUUUGCUCCCAAGUUCAUCCUGUACGCGACUUACCUGUCGGAGAAGAUCGGCUACUGGCGAUACAUCUCGAUCUAUCGCCACCUGCAGAGGAACCCGGAUUGCCAGCUGUACCCCAUAUUCGAGUACUUUGAGAACUGGUGCCAGGACGAGAACAGGCAUGGCGAUUUCUUUUCGGCGAUGCUCAAGUCGGAACCCCAGCUGGUGAGCAAGGACGACUGGCAAGCCAAGCUGUGGUCACGCUUCUUCUGCCUUUCGGUGUACAUCACCAUGUACCUCAAUGAUCACUCCAGGGAUGCAUUCUACAGCGCCCUUGGUUUGAACACCACACAGUUUAACCAGCACGUCAUUAUUGAGACGAACAAGACGACCGCACGGAUUUUCCCCGCAGUGCCAGACACUGAGCACCCCGAGUUCUUUGUCAAGAUGGACAAAUUGGUGGAGCUGAACACCAAGUUGGCAGCAAUCGGAAAUGAAGACGCCCCAGAUAUGCUGAAGAAUGCACAGAGGGCCCCAGUUAUUGCACAGAUGGUUUUCAUAAUGCUACAAGUAUUCUUCAUGACCCCCAUGGAGAGCGGCUCCUGGGAUUUCGACUCAGAGACGCAGCUUGCGUAUUGA